GUAUGUGCAGAUGAUAGAUAAAGGCAAGGGUAAGAAGCAAAAGAGCUCGAAGACGCCAUCUUUUGUUAGUUCGGCGAGGGAUAGCUUGAGACUUCUACGACAGAGUUUCAUGACUCGAUCCAGAGACGAUGCCGAAGCAGGUUGUAGCAACCCCUCGGUUAAUACGUCCACCCCUGAGAUGGAUGCAUCAGCAUCACCUUCGCCCACGUCACACACACCUUUUCAUUCUGGUGCUAGCACCGCUGGAUCGCACACAUUCGUACCUGAGUCAAAUUUACAAUCUUUCGAAAGUGAGAGUGAGCACAGAGAAAAUGAUGUUGAUGACCGAGAAGAGGAGGACGAUGAGGAGGAUGAGCAGUUGGACCCACUCGUGAGGGAUCAACAUGUAUACAUUGCUCAUGAUGGCAAGAAUGCUUUUAUGCAUCAUGCGGGGAGAUUGUAUAGUCGCUUUACGUAUAAUCAACGUAAUGCGAGAGUGGUUCACAAGAAGCCCCCUGCUGAGCUUAUUGGUCAUUGGGACAAGUUUUGGAAUUCCAAUGAAUUUAAGCAAGAAUCUGAAGUGAAGAAAAAGAAUAGAAGAAAGGGAAAGAAUGAAGGCGUAGCUAUAGGGACCUAUACUCGAGGGUCGAUUCCUUUCUCUGAACACCUUGCCCGAUUAGCUCAAAAGUCCGAAGCUCCAGUAACAGUGGUGGAUGCUUUCAAGCACACCAAGACGAAGAAACAUGAUGGACAAACAUGGAUAGAUCCAGAAAAUGCACAACUUGAGGCUGAUUUUGUACAAUUGAAACAAAUGGCUGAGGAAUCAGGCCUUCAAGUCACGGAUCAAGAGAUUUGGUUUGAGCUAGUUGGUGGCUUUGAUCAAAUGAAUAGGAUUAAGGGAGUCGGAGAUCUUGCUGAAGAAAUGAAACCCCUCAAAUGUAGAUAUCAAAGCAGAAGAAAGAGCACUAGUGAUAUUUCAGAGAUUGAGCGGUUGAGAGCGGAGAACGAAGUCAUGAAGGCAAGGUUAGAUAAGAUUGAAUUGACAGUUGCUGAACAAAUUCGAAUGAUGUGUGGUGGAAAUCUUCCGACACCUCGAGACCCUGAUGAUGGGAUGGGAGGCUCAGGAAUUGGUCUUGGGAAGCUGUGUGAGGGAUCAGAGGACCUGAGAAAGCAGAAGAUAGAGGUUCUGCUUGAGAAGUUCAAAAGCUUCAAAAUGCUUCCCGGAGAAUCAUUUGACAUGCUAGAUGAAAGAUUCCACAAAAUUUUAAAUGAUCAUGCAUCACUUAACCACGUUCUUUCUCCCAAAGAAAAGAAUGUAAGGUUACUGAGGUCUCUUCCAGCUGAGUGGUACACCAAAGCCACAGCCAUGGAAGAAGGAAGAAAUUUGGAGAACUACACUGUCCAAGGUCUCCUAGAUGAGCUCAGAACCUAUGAGCACCAGCUGAAGAAGAAGAAGGAAGAACAAGUCACUCCUUUUCCCACGGCACUGGUGACAACUCCCAGAGUCCCAGCAAGCGAAGGGACAUGCCCAAGGAACUGUGACACUCCUUCCUCCAGCCAGCCACCAAGCUCAAAGACGGAGAACUACGAAGAGGAAUUUGCAAUGAUGGUCAAGCAAUUCCGGAAGUUCAAGAAAUUCUUCAAGAAAGCUGAUUCAGUCAGAAGGCCAUCCAAGGGAAAGCUACAGGUAAGCGACUCCCCUCCCGAAUCUUAUUUGUGUUAUAAUUGCAGGAAACCUAGCCACUGGAAGUCAUCUUGUCCGUACCCAAAAGUGGAGAAGUACGGAGAAAGAGAAAGGAAUGAGAAGAAGAAGAAGGCAAUGGUAGAAGCUGAAAGUGACGAGUCAUCUAGUUCUAGCUCGGAUGAAGAAGCUCUCAUCUGCAUGGAACACAGAGCUAAGAAGUCCAACCAUGAGGAUCGGUGGACUAUGUUAGAAGAUGACACUCUCUGCCUAAUGGCCAAGGAUGAUGCUGAUCAAGAGGCUGAGAAUGAAUCUCUCUCUGAAAAGGUGAAAUCUCUCAACAAGGAGCUAGGGAUACUAAAGUCCAAAGAAGCUGCGGAUAAGCUUCUUGAAACGACCAAACAUAAGGGUCGUGAAGGACAUGAGUUUGAUCCAUCCAGUUCCAAAAGGAAAGGGAGAACAACAUUCAUUCCUCCCAAACCUACUGCCAAACCCAAUAAGCAAAAAGGUAAGGAGAAGGAGAAACCUAUAGAAGUUCCCAAAAAGGAAGCCACUAAGUACCCAGGUGUCUGGUACUUAGACAGUGGCUGCUCAAGACACAUGACGGGUGGUGCGAGCCUUUUGAGCAAUCUAAUUCCCUAUGAUGGUCCAAGAGUUACUUUUGGAGGAAGCAAUUAUUUUGGCCUUACAAAAGGGCUAGGAAAUCUGGUGUAUAAGGGACUAACCAUCCAGGCUAUAUCUUAUGUGGAAGGUCUCAACUAUAACCUUCUUAGCAUAAGUCAGUUCUUUGAUAAAGGUUAUUCUCUAGAAUUCUGCAAGGACAUGGCAUCCCUCAAGAACAUCUCCUCAAAUGAAGUCAUUCUCACUGGGAAGAGAAUCAGAAACAUCUACGAAGAACUCUACGAAUUCCUUCAUAUGGAAAUUCGCUUCAAAUAUGAAGAAGAAGUUCUUGAAUUUUACAAGAAUGGAAAAGUCUCAACCGUUCAAUCGAAGAAGAAUCCACAGAGGACAAUUCCAGUAAUUGAGUCCACUGUUGGAGGCGCCAAAACUGAAGAUGAAGUCAGAGAUUCACUUUCUAGGGACAUCUCAAACUAUGGGAAUGAAGAAACAGAGGAAGAGUCAGUGAAAAUUGUAAGGAUUAAGGAAGAAUAUGCUGAGCAAGGAGAAGAUGCUGAAUCCCUCCCACUGCAACUCUAUCAAAGGGUGCCUUCUUCACAUCAGAUGGACAUCAGAUCAGCUAUGGCAGUGACAUCAGCAAACCAAGUGGUCAUUCAAGAUUACCUAAGGGUUCUUGCUGAUAAUCAUAAGGAAGCAUUCAGGCUCUUCAAGCACUUUGGAUCGUUCACUGCCAAACACAAGCUAGAAGUAAUCGUCCAACCCAAAAGUCUACCUCCAAUUCCAAGACUUCCGAUUGAAGUCAAACAAGGAGAGAUUGCAUACAUUCCAACUCAUGUGAACAUGACGGAACUAAUAUUGGAAGCCCAGCAAAGCAAUCCGGAGAACUCAAUACAACAUCUAUCAAACACUGAGUUUGAUGGAACAGAAGCUAUAGGAACCAUUGCCUCCCACUUCACAAAUGAUUCUCAGACAAAGGAGAGAUAUAACAAUCUCAAGCGCAUCAAGGAAGAAUGUGGAGUUAUGCAAGGCAUUGGUGAAGCUGCCGGAUCAUCCAAGCGCAAGAAGAAUUGAAGGCUCUUUUCAUCAAAACAGGGGGAAGUCUUGAAACGUUAUUUAUGUUUUGAUGAAAACACCUUCUUGUUUAAACAAAAACUAAUGUUUAUGUUUAACAUUUUGAUACAUCUCUUAAUUAUGCUUGAACAUAUUUCUUUUAAGUAUGAUUUCUGAGAUUUAUUAUUGAGCGCAUACAUUCAGGGGGAACUUAACUGUUUUUGGCUAACAAUUGCUUUUUGGUAAUAAACUACUGGUAAACUC
Cuscuta campestris is the source of this 3592-nucleotide messenger RNA. The record is from the annotation of a GenBank genome assembly. Lineage: Eukaryota; Viridiplantae; Streptophyta; Magnoliopsida; Solanales; Convolvulaceae.